UCCUUUAUUUUAUUAUUUACGAAUUUCCAGUUGCAGAAAAUACAUCACACGAAAUGAACAGUAAAGUAGUAUUAAUAAAUAGAAUUAAUAAUUAAAUCACUAUUGGUGAACAAGUUUAGAAAAUAUUCUUUUCUAAUUUGCUUUCCGCUGGUGAUAUACACUUUUCAGAUAGUCUUGGAUCGCUUCUAAAAAUCGAUACAUAAUGUUCAGUACAAAAGAUUAUCGGAUAUAUUUGAUUAUCGCACCUACAGCAAGAUUUGGGAUCGAUAAGACUGGUAAUGCGUGCUGAAAAGUGAUUUGAUGGCGUGUGACUGUAAGUACCCGUAUCUGUUCCUACAGUACUAAUCAUUUGAGACCAGUAGACCUGUCAAAUUCGAAAAAAAAAAAACUAAGGUCUAAGUGUCAUUUGUACGUCAUUUAAGGAGGCUCUACAGUUACGUUGUAAGUCAAUGUAGAGUUACUAUUGUCGCUUGAUUCACGUAGUAGUAGAUCUGGCAUAGUAUUUAGAAUAUUACAAUGGUUCGCAAUUUUAUAUCAAAAUAAAAAAAAAUUAUGUUAAACAUUGAUUUUCAGUCGUUAUUAUAUCUAUUAUAUUUAUAUUAUAUCAUAAAGUAAUAGAAAUCAAUUAUUUUCAGACAAACUACAGUACUGUUUGUAUUUGAACGCGCGUUUUCUAACCUCUCGUACAGCGUGUCAGAUCUCUCAUACUAUGUCAAUAGCAGAAGACAAAACGCAUUAUCCAAGAAUUCUUUAAUUUAUUAUUAAUACUACAAGUACCCUCGGAGUAUUUUGUAAAUCAAUAUAUGUUCUUUAGAUAUUUUUUUAUUAUGCAUAAAAUUUUCGAUUCAAUCUCGGCGUCAAUUAUUAGGUUGUCCCAAAAGUUUCUUUCGCUUUAUUAAUAAGUAAUACAUGCAUAAUAGUUUAUGUUUUAUGUUAUAUUACUGAAUUGUGCAAGAUUCAUUUUGCUCCGUUACUGUUACAACAUAAAUAUCUAUGAAAUUAGAUUGUCUAUUUAUAUAAACACGACCACAUAAAAUAAUUGAGUGUAACUCGCGAAAGAAAGUUUCGGGACAACCUAAUACUUUGUAGUGCGUAAUUGAGUGUGUUGAAAACGCAUUUACCCAUAAGAGUUAAAAAGUGAAAAACUGAAACAUUUAUUUCUUUGCUUUUAGGUACCCUAGCCUUCCCGAAAUUCGUGUGGGUGUUUUUGGGAUAAAAUCUAACUCGUAUACAAAUUUUUAUAACUUUCUGGCGUUAUUUCUCUAUGCGCUAGAGCCUCCUUAAGUCAAUAAUUUGGUGUGAUUAGCGUUGAGUAUAAUUAUACAGUGAAGUCUCGAUUAUUGCACGACGGCUGUGAUGAUUGCAUGGUGUUCACAAGUAGAAGGGAUAGUUGCUAAGCGAUAAGUAAAGUUGGGAGUAACAAUGCAAUGGUGAUUUGCUAUGUAUUGCUUGCUUAUGGUAGGAACCUUGAUUAUUGCACAAAUUUUUAGCCCUAAUUUCUAUUAGAAUUAUCCAUUAUUUCUCUUAGAAGACUAUUGAAUAAAAUAAAGAAAAGUAACGAGUUUAUCUGUCACGUGACAUUAGAAUUCCAUAAAAUCGCAUAAUUCUUGUACACGAUCACUAACAAGAGCAAUAUCGUUUAUUGCAUAAUUGACGUCACACGUAUUACCAUUAGUGACAACGCAUGAUAGUAUGAUACAUAUCCUCGCCCGUUGACGUUCGCAACACAAGUUUCUUUGCAUCUCAAUACAAAUAAGCAGGUAUGAAUGUGCUCGAUAAUACGAUAAGAACAUGUGCAUCGAGUAUGUUUAUUAAUCGUGAAUCUGCUACUAACAUCGUCAAGUGAGGAACGUGUAAAUGAGAAUGAAAGCAUACAUAAUUACCCAUUAGUGUGUUAUUUAUGAAAAGAACGUAAAGCAACGCAGAACGAAUAAAAUGAUUUCAAAAGAGAUGUAUCCGUUACUUCAUGAAAGAAAUGUAAUACGCAAUAAUAUUAUGUAUUCGCUAAUCGCGAUUAACGUCACGGAUACAAUGCUCGAAGCUAUCGCAGUAUAAAGCAAUUAUGAAUAAAAGCUAAUUACACGUUACGGCUGCAACUGAAUGGAUUUUCACACGAGGUAAUCAAAAAAUUGACAGAGAGCCCUGAUUGGUUGAUUAGCGAGUCAGGCGACGUAUAACGCGAUUUGAUUGGUCCAUGUAAAGCGUGCGGUGUAUCCAAGGAGCACGCGUUACCAACCGAUGUAUACUGAACGCAACUCUAAUACAAUCAUAAGUGGACAACAUUUCUCGCGUUACGUUUUGAUACGUAAUGAGUACUGAUAGGGAAAAGAAAAACAAAGCCAGCUUUCGAAAGAAAAUAUCGUUGAAACUUACCGGUGACGAAUCCUCCGCGGUGGAGUGCCACGCUCCUCACUGAGGCAGGUGCACCAUGGCGCAACAUGAAGAAUUCGUAUACCGACACACAACACUACCUUCGAGUUUCGCUGUGGCCUGCGCGGCGAAGGUUCUUUAUCGAUAGGGAAGAACCUUUCAGUAACACUCACUGUGCCUAGAGGUCAGGGUCUCACAGAAGAACGCGAAAGAGGAAUAAUGGUUCAAUCGAGAGGAAAGUGAAGUCCCAUCCGUCAUCCUGGCGCGUGGCAAACCAGGCCAGAGGCCUGGAUCCUCAUCCUCCUCGUCCUCGUCCACGGAGAGGCUCCAAAGGAUGCCAGGAUCGGCUCAGGAGAGGCCGCGUGCUCAACGGCUGACAGACAUUGAGCCUCAUACUACAAAAGGAUUAGGAUGUAACCGAACGGACGAUUUUAGUACACCAGUCAGUUCUGGCAGCAACAUGGGCAGUAUAGCACGAUUUCCAAAGUUGGACGAGUGUGCCCACUUUCAUUACGAACACGUUGAACUCUGCCCUUUGGAGGUUUCACUGAGCGAUGGUACGAAUGAUUCAGACAGCUACGCGGUUAGAGUAACGUCCGGAGAUGCAUGCUGGACCCUACAACGAUCUUAUGAUAAUUUUGUUAUGUUUGACAAGCAAUUGCAUCGUUGCAUAUUUGACAGGAAGUUCUCUUCCUUGACCAAGCUUCCAGAUGCACGGCCAAAAACCACCUGUGAUAUACUGAGGGACUAUUUGACUAGGUUCUCGCAGUUAAAUCAUGAAGGCCUAAAUUGCGGUCCUGUGUUAAAUUGGUUGCAGCUAGAUAAUAGAGGAAGAAGAAUUCUCGUGCCAGAGUCAGAUUCAUGCCCUAUUAACACCCCUGCGGUAGCGGCGGCUUACGCAGUGAGACCUUACGUGGCUCAGGCACCGGACGAGAUUUCCUUUCAGGUUGGAGACAUGAUUUCUGUAAUAGACAUGCCUCCGCCAGGGGAAAGCACAUGGUGGCGUGGAAAGCAUGGCUUCGCUGUUGGGUUCUUUCCAGCCGAAUGCGUGGCUGUAAUUGGGGACAAAGUUCCACGACAUCUGACCGUGUCGACGACUGUCAGGUCGAAGUUACCCGUGAAACCAGUGCUUAGAAAACACGGGAAACUAAUCGCCUUUUUCAGGUCGUUUAUACUGAACAGGCCGUCAAGGAGGCGAUUGAAACAGUCAGGAAUCUUGAGGGAACGCGUAUUUGGUUGUGAUUUAGGGGAACAUCUCUUGAACUCUGGUCAAGAUGUGCCCACUGUUUUAACGUGCUGCGCCGAGUUCAUCGAGAAUCACGGCUUGGUUGAUGGCAUAUACCGUCUAAGCGGCGUGACAUCGAACAUUCAAAGAUUACGAAACGCGUUCGACGAGGAUCGUGUUCCUGCAUUGCAUUCCGAUGAAAGUAUUCUACAAGACAUUCAUUCGGUGGCGUCGUUAUUGAAAAUGUACUUCAGGGAACUACCGAAUCCACUUUGUACAUACCAACUUUAUUCUACUUUCGUAAGCGCGGUUCAGGCCAACACCGAUGCAGAGAGGUUAAGGCGGAUGAGGGACACCGUUAGGAAAUUACCACCACCUCACUAUAGAACCUUAGAGUAUCUUAUGCGCCACUUAGUGAGAGUCGCAGCGCGCGGCGCGGAGACCGGUAUGACGCCACGGAACGUAGCCAUUGUCUGGGCACCGAAUCUCCUGAGGUGCAAGGAACUGGAAGUCGGCGGCGUAGCGGCCUUGCAGGGCGUCGGCGUACAAGCGGUUGUUACGGAGUUUUUAGUUUGUUACGCGGAAUUAAUUUUCGGGGACGGUCCGGUCGGUAGGCCAAAAUCAUUGGCGAUCACGACGCCCGCGAGAUUGCUCAGCCUGGAGGAGGCUCGAAACAGAAGUCUGAGAGGGGAACCGGAUUAUAUAGAAGUGGGCGCCGGCCCAGCUGGGUUACCAUUACAGUACCACACGGUCAUAGAGUUGCCACGGAAAAGAAAUGGCUCGAAACGUUCACCCUCGUUGAACUGGAGAGCUUUGUUCGGUAGAGGUGGCUUGGGUGCCAGAGGAAAACCGAGACAAGUUGGCACGCCACCCCAAACAGAAACGGUGCCAAGUUCCUUAAACUCCUUACGACGGUUAAGACCCGUGAAAAGUGCUGAUAGUUUGGACGGCGAGGACGGUCUUGGUCCUCUGCUAGGACCACCGCCGCCCAGACCCUGUGGGCACAGUCGGUCGGUCUCCCACGACUCGUAUUUCGACCAUUUGGCGGACGCUCCGAACGCGGCAUCGCCCUUGGAUUUAUCGGAGAUACAGCUCAACUUCGAUCUGGAGGAACGCGAAAUGCGAAUGUUCUCGGAGGAGGAGAGCGGAGGCGUUGCGUCGGUAGAAGCAUCUCCGCGACGGCAACGGACCGAGGGAACGCAAAACACUGCUACCACCGGUGGAUCGAAGAGAAAGAGAUCACGCUUGGAAGAAAGACUGCAAUGCGACGUCGAGUUGCGAUUCAUCGAUAGCCAAAGUCCUGAUCAGGUGAUGGUAUCCGCAGACAUUCACAGUAUGGAUACACCGUCUCCCUUACCUACGCCAGGAUACCUUCCACUGUUGUCCGAAGCCUCAACACCGCUCACACCUGCCACAUUACACGGAACCCCGCACUCUGGAUCACCUAUACCAGCCAACAGUCCUAGAAUAAGUUUCCGAAGUUUUACUUUACCGUUAGAGAUCGACGACGAGCAAGGCAACGCGAACAAACUGAACAGAACUAGCGUGUCUUCCGAUAAAUCAUCCGACUCUAGUCAUAGGUUAUCUGUAAACUUAGAAGGACAGAGUAACGCUAAAUCCUGCGAGAGGAUAAUGUCGUACGACAAACAUGAAGAUAUGUACAGCGGUAAAGAGUCUGCCAAGGCUCAGAAAACCUCGAAGAAACCGAAUCUAGUAGUAUCGAACGUAGUCGACCAGGAGAUGACACCUUGUGAUAGGCUAGCGUCUCACCUUAGCGAGACAGAGUCCAAUAAAAUUACGUUACCGUGCAAAGACGGAGGUAGUAGAUCGAGCUCGUGUCCUGUGGAUGAGAGCAAAUUGUCCCGCACCGACAGCAGAGAUGCAUUGGACGUACGGAAACACGAUACACCGAACAGCAAGUCCGUGAGCUCGCAAAACGACGAUGCUAUGGCUGGGAAUUCAAACGCACAUAGAAAUGAAUUGUCGGGACUGCCAUUGUCCAGCGCGACUGAUCUCGAUUCCUCUAUGUCCUAUGAACAAACCAUCGAGGAUCUACCAGACUCCGGUUUCGUGAUUUGCGACAGUUCCGACAAGAUGUUUACCAACACGGAAACGCCGCAAAUGGUAUCGAAUACUAAUGAUUCCGGCGAGUGGGUGAUAGUGGAGAGAACCGGUUCGAUCACGACGCCUACUAGCGAAUCGAGCAGUCCAAAGGAUCCGUUGGAUGGCACCGUGAAUCCCGCGAUAGCAACAGACGCACCACAGUUGCGAUCAAUGUCGGAGAACGUUUCCAGGACGUCGUUAGAUCUCACCAUGGGCUCGACCCUAGACACCGACACGUCUUGUAUCGGUGUUAGCGAUCUGACCGAGAGUCCUGUUCUUCCUCAGGAGCCUGGGGGCAUGACUUUCGACGUGUCCGACAGCAGGGAACUCGAUGAACAGAACAUCGCUGCGCAAAGGACAUCCGGGGCUUACGAUUGUCAAGUGAAUUUCAGGGCGGUCGAUUCUGGUCGUAAUUUCUCAAAUAUCGUUCACUCGUCCAUGUGCGACCAGGAUAACGGGAAUGAGAAGAUGUGUACCGUCAGCAUGACGGACAUUCGCUUGAAUCAGAAACCUAACGAAAUGGAGCACGAGAUCACCGCAUGUUACAAUCAGCUGGACAACGCGAAAGCGUUCAACAGAAACGAGGGUCCAACGAAGAAGGAUCUCGAAGACGAGGAAGUCUUCGAUAAUUCUCAACACAGCUCGAGGAGUCUAGAUUUCAAGGAACAGGAUAUCCGACGUUCCUUGCAGUUGCAUCCGAAACCGCAGUACCAGAGCGAUCGUCGUUCGUUCGCCAACCAGUCGAAUAAGAACCAGGAUCUUGCCGACAAUAAUACUCAACGUUGUCAAAAUCAGAAGCCAGAAAAGUGCCAAAGUUUCGAGUACGUCUCACCAAAGGAACCGGCUAAGACCAGUCAACAGCACAAACAAUUCUCACCGCGCAACGACGAGAACUCGAAAUGUACCAAUGUGAAAAGCAACCAGCCUCAGGAACACAUCGAAGUGGUGAUCCCGUCGGAGAGCGCGGCGGAACCCAGCGAGAUAGCGCAUCAUCCAGAGGGGGCAUCCGAAACAACAUCUUUGAACUCGUCCUGCACGUUCUCCAACGCAUCUUCUCCAGUGGACGAUUCCAUAGUUCUUCGCGACACGGCAACUAUACUGCAAGAGCUAGCGCUUCAAAGAUUAUCAGGAGGCAUGAUGGGUGGUGAUCUGUCCAUACCUCCUAGAAGAAGGUACGAAGCAGAGAGCGUCAAGGACAGAAGGAGCUUCGACUCUGAGAUUGGAAGAGAGAUAGUCCGCGAACGGAAGAUGCGACAGGAACUGGACUCAGCACGGGGAAAGUCCGAGGAACCACCCGUGAACAACGCACCGCAUUUGCCACCUUGUUUGAGGGCACGUCACGCGAGAGCCACUCGUGCGUCGUUGAGUCGAUCACUAGACGAGGCCAAGUUCAAUAAAAUGACCGAGGACGCGUGCUUACCCGUGAAACAGGCCACAGAGGACGCGCAGCACAGCUCCACACCCAACGUUGGUGCCAGCGCGAAUAACUCUGGUAAUUCUGAUAAGUCUCAUUUGAAGAACCUCGGUGGUUUGGACCUGGGCGAUCCCCAAUGCAGAGAAAGGAUAGAAAAGUACAAAGAGGAGAGAAGGACGUUCUUGAGGGAUAAGUACAGGUCGGAAAGCUUUCGUGGGAUGCUGUCGAAGGCGGAGGACGACGGAGAGCAAGCUCUUCUAACUAGGUUAAAGCAAAGAGCCUCUAGACCCUCCCUUCAUUGAUAAUAACGUAAUAUUUAUGAAACGCUCUGUCGAUUGUCUCGCGUAAAUGCCUCUAACGCAUCGCGCGAUGAAUUAUAUGUGUAACUCCAGUGAACUGUUGACUGCGCUGAUUGCAUUUAACCCUUUGCCCUCAGAAUUUCUUGAGUCAGAGAGGAUACUAGUGUGUUCUAUCAUUUUAAAGUAUACGGUGCGAUGAAAGCAAACAAAAAUUAAUGGCGGUAAGGUGAAAGUACCAGUAGUAGACACUUUUAAAUUUUUCUUUUUCUUGGAAGUAAUAUUUAAUUUGUUUCUUUGAUUUUUUACCAAAUCACUGAAUUAAGCAGUGGCUUUUCUUUUAUCUCUGUAUACGAAUAUUGCUGCUAUACAGGUCGGUUCACAAGAAGCCGAUUUCUGUUGCUGCGGUUUUUCAGCGGGAUAUGACAAGCCCAAUUGAUACACAUAUUUAUGCUGUUUACAUAGUGUUCUUUUUAAAUUGUUUUCUUUUGAAAGAAGUUGGAGUAUCAUUAUCGUCAAUUUGUAUUAGCGUAGUUUAUGAUAAGUCAGAAGAAAGAUAUAAUAGAAUGAACUAAUAUAAAACUACUAAAAAAAUUAUACGUAGAACAUAGAAAUUUUAUAUAAUUUUUUAUUUGAGCAUAUUUCAGUGUAUAAUUGCGUACAUUUUUAUGGUUUAAAUAGCAUUCCACUUGGUUACAUUAUAUUUAAAGUUACCAUUAUGUUAUGUAUUUAUAUUUAAUCCUUUAUUCUUGGGACAGAAUAAUUGUUAUUUAUUUUCCAGAAAUUGCCCGCUACUGGUGCGAUUACCGUACUUUAUGCUGCUGUAGCUGAUACGAAGACUACCAAAUUUUAAUUCAGAAUGCAUCUUUAGUUGUUCAAGCCGUUUACGACUUUGUAAUAAUAUGUUCAUUAUUCCCAGAGUUACUUUUUUAUUGUAACUUUGUUACUAAUCAUGAAUACCAUUAUGAGUAGAUAAGAACCAUGAAUUGAAAUCUCUUUAAUUACAAAUCACGUUCAACGGACGAUUGUAUUUAAACAAAUCUAUUCAAAGACCAUGAAUAAUAAAAGAAAUAUUUUGUCCGCGUU
This is a messenger RNA of Hylaeus volcanicus, 8494 nucleotides long. It is a transcript of the gene CdGAPr, whose product is annotated as rho GTPase-activating protein 32. Bases 2705 to 7414 code for a protein of 1569 amino acids. NCBI's taxonomy places the organism in Eukaryota, Metazoa, Arthropoda, Insecta, Hymenoptera, Colletidae. Gene Ontology annotation, biological process: small GTPase-mediated signal transduction. The transcript is spliced from 10 exons. Gene Ontology annotation, molecular function: protein binding; GTPase activator activity; phosphatidylinositol binding. The record is from RefSeq and is a predicted model, not a curated record.